CCACGUGUCCCACGUAAAAUAUCUCUUUGCUCCUUUUGAGGUGGUUUUAGCAUUAUCUCGAAAUAAGGCGUCGUGGCGGUUAAGUUUUGGAGCACAUUUUUGUUUAGUUUGAGAGAGAGAGAGAGAGAGAGAGUAGAGAGAAGCAGAGAAGAGGUGCACGAGAAUUAUGGCGGAGAUUCAGCGCAGUGACGAAGUUGUGUCGGUGGAGCUCCCAGCUCCUGCUUCCUGGAAGAAAUUGUACCUACCGAAAAGGGGUGGAACUCCCAGGAAAAAUGAGAUUGUAUUUGUUGCACCUACUGGGGAGGAGAUCAGCAGCCGCAAGCAAUUGGAGCAGUACCUAAAAUCCCAUGAGGGGAAUCCUGCAAUAUCAGAAUUCGACUGGGGUACCGGUGAGACGCCAAGAAGAUCUGCUAGGAUCAGUGAGAAGGUGAAGUCAAGUCCUACAUCUUUGGAGAUUGAGCCACAAAUGAAACGUCGCAAAAGAUCAUCGAUAACUAAGAAAGAGAAAGAGGCAGAAGCUGGGAAAGAGGAAGCUGAGGGGACUGAAGUUGAUGGAAAGCCAGAUGCAGCAAAAGAAGCUGAGGGGAUGGAAGUUGAUGGAAAGCAAGAUGCUGUCACUGAAGACAAGGCCGAUGAAGAUAAAGAAACCAAAGUCGGUAGCGAAGACAAACUGCAGGAGGAAACUGUUAAGGUGAGCGAACAGGAUGCCAUAGUUGAUACUGAUGUGCAGAGUGAUGCCAAGGAUGUUAAACCCGAUAUGAAUGGGAAGGAUGAUGUGAAAGAUAAUGGCACUGGAGAUGCUUCACAUGAAGGUGAAAAAGCUGAACAUGAGAAGUUGUCUGAGAAUGUGCAGGAGCCUGUAUCUGAGGCUGCUCCCCAUGCAUCUUCUGAGCUUGCCACCCCAGAUAAGCCCAUUGAAAAUGAACAAGGUGCAACUAAUGGAGCUGCAACGCAGGUGGCCAACAGGGGGCCACACGUAUCUACUCAGGAAGUGAAUGGGAUCCAGGAAGACAGUAUCAAAACGAGCGUGCAGGAACAGGAGCAGGAACAAGGUAAUAAUCUGAAGGCGGAGUCCAUGGAUAACAGCAAGGUGAACCAAUCGCCACAUCAUCCGUCUCCAACUCCCAUUAGUUGUUAAAUGUUGUUAAUGUAGAGCAUCUAAGUGUCGGGUACCUUUUUUCUGAUUUUGAAAAUACACCAAACUUGGAUGACUGUAAUCUUAAUGUAACUAGAUGCUGUUAGAGAUAGGAGUUGGUUAUGCUUGACAUUCGACAUUUGUAGCUUUUGUGUAUUCUGGUGUUGUGGAUAUCAUGUUAUAUUAUGCCAUGCUGCCCCAGCCUGACUUUGCUGCGGCGGCUAUUAUGUUA
Salvia hispanica is the source of this 1367-nucleotide messenger RNA. RefSeq lists its product as uncharacterized. The record is from RefSeq and is a predicted model, not a curated record. NCBI's taxonomy places the organism in Eukaryota, Viridiplantae, Streptophyta, Magnoliopsida, Lamiales, Lamiaceae. Gene Ontology annotation, molecular function: DNA binding.